AAAUAGAAAGGACAAAGUGGGGGCUCCUAAUUUAAGCCGGAGACAGUGGGCAUUGAAUUCAGCUUAGGUAGGGAGAGUAGUUGCCGCGUUUCCUGAUUUUCCAACUCCAAAGAAAAUGCUUUUUACUACUUUACUCCCUACAUACAUCGAUCUCCAUUCCCACAGGAGCUAGUAUGAGUGAAGUGUGAGAGAGAGAGGGAAUGGGAAUAUGUGGGUCUAAACAGAAGGGAAUCAAGGGAUGCAUACGAAAACGAACAAGGAGGAGAGUGAAGAAGAGGAAAAUUUCAUCUCAAGUGCUUGACUUGGUCGAUCAAUCCUACCCACUCGAUCCAACUUGUUUUUCCAAUUCUCCAUUCCAAGAAAAUGCAGAGUCAUGGUUCGACGCUUCAACUACAAUUGACUCCGAUGCUGAUGAUGAUUUCCACAGUAUUCAAGAUGCAUUUACAGAUGUCAUAUCUCAACACGACUUUGACUCCGUAUCACUUGUAAAUUCCGAAAGUACAUUGGGAGGAGAGGCUGCUAAGAACGAAGAAAACCUUGAUCUGCGUCCAAAAGAUGGUGAUCUUCAAUGGAGAUGCAAUGAUCCCCAAGAUGUUGUGAAGAACCCUGAUCCUCAAUUGAAAUGUAAUGAUCCCCGAGAUGACGUGAACCACCACAUCAAGUUUGAUGAAAUUCAGCGCAUAGACGAAAGUGAUGAAGAUGAGCAAACGGGGGGUUUUCACAAUUGCGGACUCCUUCCGCAUACUUGUUUAUCUUGUCUUACUUGUGUUGCUCCUUCAGAUGAAAAAAGAAGACCCUUAAGCCCCAGCACCCCGAGCAUGAGGAAAAAGGCGGCUCUAAAAUUCGCCUUUAGAUGGAAGGAUGACCAAGCUAUUCCUACACUAUUGUCACCGAGGGCACUUCUGAAAAGACCGACUGCAGGUUCCCAAGUUCCUUACUGUCCGCUAGAGAAGAUAAUGUCUGAUUGUUGGUCUCCGAUUGAACCAAGUACUUUUAAAGUACGUGGACAGAACUAUCUUAGGGAUAAAAAGAAAGUAUGUGCUCCAAACCAUCUUGCAUUUUAUCCUUUUGGUGUUGAUGUAUUCUUAUCUCCACGCAAAAUUGAUCAUAUUGCUCGAUUUGUGGAACUUCCCACCAUAAAUUCCUCUGGAGAAGUCCCAGCUAUCCUUGUGGUUAAUCUUCAGAUACCCUUGUAUCCUGCUUCAAUCUUCCAAAAUGAACAUGAUGGAGAAGGAAUGAGUUACGUUUUGUACUUCAAGCUGUCUGGAAAUUAUUCGAAAGAUCUUCCACUUCAUUUUCAAGAAAAUAUCCGGAAGUUCAUUGAUGAUGAAGUUGAAAGGAUUAGAGGUUUUCCUUUGGAUACAGUUGCACCCUUCAGGGAAAGACUGAAAAUCUUGGGUCGAGUGGUAAACCUAGAGGAUCUUCAUUUGAGCGCUCCUGAGAGGAAGCUUAUGAAUGCUUACAAUCAGAAGCCUGUUCUUUCGCGUCCUCAACAUGAAUUUUACUUGGGAGAAAGCUACUUCGAGAUUGAUUUGGAUAUGCACAGGUUCAGCUAUAUCCCUAGAAAGGGUUUUGAAGCAUUUCAGGACAGAUUGAAGCUCUGCAUUUUGGAUUUUGGUCUUACUAUACAGGGAAACAAGGCAGAAGAUUUGCCAGAGCAUUUGCUAUGUUGUGUAAGACUGAAGGAAAUUGACUUCACUAAUUACCAGCAACUUGGGUUUUGAGUCAAGGACCUCUAUACAAGAAUUGCAGGUUUUUGAGCAAUCGGGACUCAUCAGUUGCGCCAUCUAAACCAGAAGGCAUGUAGAGGAUGAGAACUAGUCAACCGUCAUUCUUCUUACUAAAAUGUUGGUGCUUAUUGCACCUGUUCUUUUUGGUCUUUAAUUAUUGGACAGUUUCCACACCGAGGAAUUGGUCGAGCAGGACCAUGAAGCUUGCAUCCCCAAGCUCGUGGAUUCAGCUCCCACUGCCAGCAAAAAUUAUUAGACUCACUGAACAUUUGUUUUAACUUAAGGGUUGCGGGAUUAGUUGAGGUGCGCAUAAGCUAGCUCAGACACCCGGUUAUCAAUACAAAAAUAUCAUUGGAUCUAUCGAAUAUCUCUAUUCUGUGCACGGAGAUGCUUGCACGAUUGUACAGUUCUAAACCAAGAUGAUAUACAUCACUUUAAAAAAAAAAAAAAACGUAAUUUUCUUGAAUGUUUUCACAUUCACACAAAAUGA
Rhododendron vialii is the source of this 2220-nucleotide messenger RNA. RefSeq lists its product as uncharacterized. The coding region runs from base 201 to 1724 and encodes 507 amino acids. Lineage: Eukaryota; Viridiplantae; Streptophyta; Magnoliopsida; Ericales; Ericaceae. The record is from RefSeq and is a predicted model, not a curated record. The transcript has 9 exons.